CAUAAAACACUAUUUUUUAUCCUUCUUUAAAAUGUGAUGUGUAACUGGUAAACUGUGAAAAGUAUUUGAGAGUCUUGUUGUUCUGACAUAGACCACUAGAUGGUCCUCUUGUUCCUUGUACAUUAUUGGAGAUGGCUUAGGGCUGUAGACUUGAGUGCGAUGUAUACUGGGGACACUUAAAACAAUACUCUGGUCAUAGAGUGAACUCGGACACUUGAAUGGAUUUGAGGAGCUUUAAUGUGAUUUCUUGUAUCUUUUCAUCUGUCCGUCUGAUAAUCUAUCCUUUCAUCUGGUUAUAACAUUUGAAUCAUAUUACGAACUAAAAUUAUACACACAUAUACCGUAUGCUUUGAAUAACUAUUAAGAGUUUACAUCAACAAUCACCCAAAAUAUGUAAAUUAAUCAAGUUAAUUAGUAUCAGAACAUGAAAUAACUAUCAAAGAAACAAAUAUUUACAAACCCACCUUUAUCAUAGACGCAGAAGCUACAGCAGUUGAGCAGUUGAGUUAUUAUUUUAAUAGAUCCAUAAGUUGAGCUCGAAGUUACAGCGUUACCAUGGUGCUCCCAAGGACUCCUGAGCUGUCUAAGGAUGCCUAAACUAAAUAAACAUUACUGAAAUAACAGUUAUCCUGGGGAAUUUAUAACAUACAUAACCCUACAAAUUCUUAGAUCAAAGAUCUUGGCAGACAGAACAGAUUAGAGAUGUGACGAUGCAUGAAUUGGUCCUCAAGGUUUAUGACUCAAGUUGAGCAAGCUGUGCAUUUAUUUUUAGAGCUCACAAGAAAAACAUGCUACUAUAGAGCCUAAAACGAAAAUACACUUUCUAUAGGUCUAUGUUACAUACACUGUAGUCCCCAUCAUUACAAAUAUUUGAAGAUGUUUCUGAAUCAAUAAAUGGAGAAUAUCCUGAAUAAAACCUAACCAAACCAGCAUAAUUCAAUUUUGAAUUAAAUGUUAUUUUGGAUGUUCAAACACUGAACUCUACAAUCAUUUAAUAGUCAUUACAGCACUCAUAACCCCACUCCUGACACUCUCUAAAAUCAAAAAUUGCCCUGCCAUGGACCUUGAUAACUAAAGCUUUUUAUUAAAGAAAUUAAUCCUCUUAUGGAACAGAAUUAGUUUCCUCUCAUUCAGUUUCACUGCAAAACAGUUCUUAACCAAUACAUUUCUAGUGUGUAGAUCUGAUUAUGUAAUCACAAUUCAACAGAUAUGUGCAGAAAAGACAAUUUGUUUUUUUUCACGGACUACAAUUUAUACAGUUUACAAAUAUUAAAACAUUCACCCAAAUGAUAUAUCAUCAAUAGAGACAGAUUAGAUUCAAUUUAAAAUACCUAACGGCAUUUGUAAUGAAGUUAUUGACGUUUCAUUGAUAUUUUAGGUCAAAAGUUGCUGGCUGAUUUAAAGUAAACAUGCCCUUUGAUCAUAAGAUCAGCCUAAUCAUAAACUCAGGUUGAGGCCAGUGUUGCAGCAGAAGUGGUGAGGAGAGCUAGUGGAGACAACAUGAGAAGAUUCUUUGUCUUUGUGUCACUGCUCUGCCUAUGUGGACACUCCUCAAGUCAAGAGUGUCACCAAGAGCUUCUGGAGAAUGUGGAUUUUCCAGGAACAGACAUUGAGUUUGUCUACUCUCCAGAUGUGAACCAUUGUCAGCAGAUGUGUACUCAGCACCCCUCCUGCCUCUUCUUUACGUUUCUCCGUGCAGACUGGACAAGAGAUAACAGACAUUUUUACUGUUACUUGAAGAAGACCUCCUCUGGACAGCCUAGUGUCCAGACACCUCUUCUGGGAGUGACCUCUGGGUAUUCCCUCAAACCCUGCCCUGAACAUCAAGCUCCAUGUUUUGAUCAAACAUACUCUAACUUGGACUUUCCUGGGGCUGACUAUCGCGUUCUCUUCACCACUGACUAUGAGGAGUGUCAGAGAGCUUGCACACAGGAUCCUGGCUGCCAGUUUUUCACAUGGGCAAACAGCCUUUUUUCAAAUGAGAAAAUAAGGUACAAAUGUCAUCUGAAGUUCAGCUGGACAGUUCCAUUGACACCUAUUGUGGAAAAAAAGAGUGGUGUGGUAUCUGGCUUUUCUCACAAUGCACUGAUAGACACAAGUCAGAAUUUCUUCAAAGAAUGCCAGACCAAAUAUUUCUUCAAUGCUGACAUACCUGGAAAUGACCUUUUGAGGAUGCCUGCUGCUUCUCCUGAACACUGUCAAAUACUGUGCACCACUCACCCAUCCUGUACUUACUUCUCCUUUGAAAGCACCACAUGUUACUUGAAGAACAAUCCCAAUGAGAUGGUGACCUUUGUUAAAGCUGGAGUAACAUCUGGACUGCCUUCACGUUUUUGUCAACCAGACAUGAACUGGCUAACAGUGACUCAUGAAGGGACCGAUUUCCGAGCCUCUGACAUGCGAUUUGUUCUGCUGGACAAUGCGGAAAGCUGUCAGAGAGCAUGCAAUGAUGACUCCAACUGCCAGUUUUUUACCUAUGUCAAUGAGAACUUCUUUGACAGCGUGUAUUGGGGGCGGUGCUAUCUGAAGCGUGUCAUCAAUGUUCCUGCUCCACUCAAAGUAACCAAAUUGGCUAAUGUGGUGUCUGGGUUUGCUUUGAGAAGAUGUAGUAGUCACACUGUUUGAAAGAAGUCAAGUUGUUUAAAUAAACAAAAGUUUUUUUGACUAAAGUCAUGAAAACUAUUCCACUACCACUUUCCUUCUGAUUAUAUCAUUAACAAAAUAUUUUUAUGGAUUUAUUAGGUGUUUUACAUAGUAUAUGAAGAUCUCUUAAACUGAGCAGCAGACAGUGGGUGAUCUGGCUCAAAUUUAUUUAGGUUAUUUGGCCUGUCAUGAUAAUUACUAUAGUGACUUAUCGUUCAAUAAAUGGUAGAACAGUCAUUUUUUUCUUUGGACUAGUGCGCAGUGUUAUUUUCCUGAUCUACAAUAAAUUUUGGGCUUGAGUAGAUUUGAAUAAAUAACUUCUAUGACUCAUUA
Molecule: messenger RNA, 2976 nt
Organism: Boleophthalmus pectinirostris (great blue-spotted mudskipper)
Lineage: Eukaryota; Metazoa; Chordata; Actinopteri; Gobiiformes; Gobiidae
Product: coagulation factor XI-like
Exons: 9
Coding region: 1501-2625 (374 amino acids)
Biological process (GO): proteolysis
Cellular component (GO): extracellular region
Molecular function (GO): protein binding
Source: RefSeq, a predicted model, not a curated record